Molecule: messenger RNA, 2711 nt
Organism: Lineus longissimus
Lineage: Eukaryota; Metazoa; Nemertea; Pilidiophora; Heteronemertea; Lineidae
Exons: 9
Coding region: 244-1482 (412 amino acids)
Biological process (GO): phosphatidylcholine biosynthetic process
Source: RefSeq, a predicted model, not a curated record
UUCGUUCUGAAAUUUUUUGAUUUCGGCACUGGGGCGAGUUUGAUAGCUGUCGGGCCUAUGAUAAUGUUUGGGAGGAAAAUGUGUAGAUAAAUUUUAUCUUAUACUGUUAUAGAAUAACGUAAACCUCACUUUAACUCCGAUUUCGUGUGUUUUGUAUGUGAAAAAUGAACGAGAACUUGCCUCUAAAUUUGGACGUCACCAACACAUUCUGACAUUGAUUGAGAUUAUAUAUCAAUCAAAAAAAUGACUGAAGAGGACACUGGCAGAGGGCACCGAUCUCAAAAAUCCCCGCUGAAAAAGCAGACUAAAGUCAAUCCGCAGACGAACCAUGAAAAUGGUGCUGCCAUUUUGCAGGUCAAAUCCGUUAAAACCAGGGAGGAAAUAACAAACAGUCAUGUUGUGGAAGGGCUUGAAACAGAGACAGAGAUGGCUGAUGAAGCAUCAUCCACACAGGUUGCCAGCGCCAAAAAUGGAGCUACUCAUAAUGAUAAUAUUGAUAUAAAUGGUGAUAUUGUAAGAAAUGGGGAUGUGUCCCUUAAACAUGUGACUGUGAGUAGCAAGCAGACAGGAGAUGAUAACAAUUCAGCAUUUCAUUGUACCUGUGGUUCCAGCGAAAAAUGCAUCGCAUCAUUGAGGGAUCAGCACAUCAUGGAGAAGUUGAUUUACGUGAUAGCCCUGGUGACAGUCAUCACAUUGGUCUACAGCCUCCUCGAGGUCCAGUGGUUCCUCCCUUACUACUACACAGUCUCACUCCCAAUACUUAUUGUAUUCAGAUAUUUUCUCUUUUUUAAACUCGAGUAUCAAUAUUUCCUCCUGGAUUUCUGCUACUUUGGUAAUUUGUUUUGCUACAUAUCAAUAUGGGCGUGUCCUGGUAAUGAUGAAGUCUUCAUGGUGAUGUUUGCUAUAGCCAAUGGUCCGUUGAUGUCUGCAAUACUUCCCUACAGAAACUCCCUAGUAUUCCAUGAUUACGACCGACUCACCUCGGCCUAUAUUCAUGUCAUACCAGCAUUUGUAUCAUUCUGCAUACGAUGGUAUCCAGUAGCAACCUCCACACACUGGUAUAGUCCAUUUAUUGUACAAGCUACCCCUUCUUUUAUUUGGCUAGUUGCUGUACCUCUUGGGGGUUUCCUAGCUCAUUUUAUAUUCUAUCACGUGCUUGUGAGGGUGUGUAUACGACCAAAGGAAGGCUUUAUAGACACCUACUCAUAUCUUGUGGGCAAGGACGAUGGUUUUAUUGCAAGAUUAACACGUUGCUGUGGAGUGAAGGCUCAGUUUUGGAUGUUCGCGUUGUUCACGAUGAUCUACUGUCUCGUGGGCUUUCUCUUUGUACGACUCUGGUACGACUAUUUCAUCGCGCAUUGUGUAUUCCUGGUGCUCGUCUCGACGUUGGUUGCGUGGAAUGGCGGUAGUUUCUACAUUGAUGUGUUCGGGAAGAAGGGAUUAAAGAAAGAGGGGGAGGAAUCUCUGAAUCAAACUGUGUAGAAUGCUUGUUUGUGUCUGUCUUUGUUUUGGUAUGUUAACCCUUUUAACUCCAAGCCAGAAUCAGUUUGAGGCAUAUUAUUAUUAACUCUCAGUGCAAGGUUGACUUUAAAACAGAAGGGGUCCAACUAAAAGAAAAAGAAGAACCCUGUUGAAUAACAGCUUUAACCCCCUGUUCUCUGUGAGAGAAAGGGUUUUUUGCACUCUAAUGCAUUAACAUAUCAAAUUUUGGUAUAUCUAGUCUACUUAUUGGAAAUGAUGUAAUUGACCAACUUUUAGCUUGGGAACAUAUCACAGUUUACAGUGUUCUAUGUUUUUCUAAUAAUUGUGUAUAGUAAUACUCCAGUGCUGCUAUGUUUUGUUCUUCACAUUGUUAUUAUUGCUUGACACUUAGGUUUGUAAUUGCAUAUUUGAUGACAUAUCCUUUAUUGUCAGAGUAGUUUAGAAGUCUGCAAUGACAAGCCAGGGGGCCUGUCAUUGAAAACUUGUAUGUUUUUAUACUCUUCUAAUUCUUAUUUACACUAGAUACUAUUGGACUCUCUUUAAAAAAACUUGUUGUAUACUUGUUAAGUUGUUUUGUGUUGACUUGAUCAGCUCUGUACUGUAGCUGUCUUGAUCUGUGAUAUGAGUGGUUUUCAUUGUGUUUGUCGUAACACUAAUAGGAUUUUUAGUUUGUUUUUGAAAUCGGCAAAAAUUCUUCUGCCAAAAUUAGGCUUGAACUUACAUGUACAAGUACCAAAACGGUUCUAGAUGUUUCCUUCAACUUUGUUACAGGUUUAUGAAUGUCUCUGUGAUACUGUCUCAGUCAUGUUGUAUUUUCAUCUGUGAUAUUGUUUUAUUUAGUGAACUUGUAGGAAGGGUUGACCUUGCAUGGAUCUCGAUUAACCAUCGGCAAUAAAAAAUAUACAGUUAUGGCCAUCUGAGAAUUUGGGUGACGCCAGAAAACGAAAAACAAUUUGUCUUUGGGAACGUUAUAAGCCAUGACAGGAUCUGUUGAGUGACAUCAGAUUCGUGCUUAUCUUAAUAUUUGCCGACUCGAUAAGGCCUUUAGGGGGGACGGGUCUGAGUGACAAACUGCUCGACUCUUUGGCCUUGCAAUACAGCAGAAAAGUAUUGUUGUGUCAAAGUUAAGUCUUUCAGUCUAUGUAACUUUCUCAGAGGACUUGAUCCUCCUUGUUGUCUUUUGUUAUCUGUAGAAUUGUUUUGUUGAGCUAAUUUUUAUCUAAUUGUUC